AUGAAGGAUGAAAGUGAAGUUGCUGUUAAGAGAGUUUUGGUGCCAAGUGAGGACAAAACAGUUGAAAACGAAAAGGAAAUCAUGAGUCUCAUUGAAACGAAAAACUGUCCAUUUAUAGUGAGUUAUCGUUAUUUUCACUCUGGCAAUGAGUUCAUGUAUCUUAUUGUUGAUCUUUGCGAGGAAAACUUGAGAGAACUUGUUCAUGCAUGCAGUAUUGAACAUCUACAAGAGCAUGGUCCACGAAUGAUUAGGGAAAUUCUAUCAGGACUUGAAUUUCUUCAUGGUGAAGGAAUAUUGCACAGAGAUUUAAAACCUUCAAACGUCCUGGUUGAUAUCGAAGGUCACAUGAAAUUGGCAGACUUUGGAAUAAGCCGUAUUUUGAAUGACGAUGAAACAACAGUUGUAACAUUCGCCAAAGGUACUCCUGGAUGGAUGCCAUCGGAAGUAGCUCAAGCCAUUGAGAAAGAUGAGAAAAGUCGUUAUAAAAGGAAAUCAGAUGUCCAGGUAGCAG
Dendronephthya gigantea is the source of this 511-nucleotide messenger RNA. Its product is annotated as serine/threonine-protein kinase dst4-like. Gene Ontology annotation, cellular component: IRE1-TRAF2-ASK1 complex. Gene Ontology annotation, biological process: protein phosphorylation; intrinsic apoptotic signaling pathway in response to endoplasmic reticulum stress; IRE1-mediated unfolded protein response. The transcript has a single exon. Gene Ontology annotation, molecular function: protein serine/threonine kinase activity; RNA endonuclease activity; ATP binding. The annotation marks the transcript as partial. Lineage: Eukaryota; Metazoa; Cnidaria; Anthozoa; Malacalcyonacea; Nephtheidae. The record is from RefSeq and is a predicted model, not a curated record.